ACACUAGUGUAGCUAUCAUCAUGGCUUCUUGCACGAGUUCCGGAGGCGAGCCGAUGAAAGUUGCUGUUGAGAUGGGCGUUACGCUGAAAGUGAAGGAAAACCACACAACUCCAGAGAAGACUGACACCUUUUAUAACCCUAAGAUGAGGAUGAACAGAGAGAUGGUAUUGUGUGCUCUCGCAACCAUGGCUGAAGAGAAGGAUCAGCUACGGUGUCUGGAUGCGUUUGGAGCCACAGGCAUUGAAGGGAUACUUUGGUCCAAGUACCUUAGAAGCAAGCAGCCACAGGUGACCAUCGGGGACAUUAAGGAGGAAACAGUCGCUCUCAUCAAGAAGAACGUCAGAUCAAACGGCUUCAGAGUCAAGAAUGAAGAGAACAGUCAUGUUACGGAGGAGGAAGAUGGAAGGGUGAACAAUGAAGAGGGUAGUGUUGAAGACAAUGCUCCUGCAGAUGAUGCAGAAGCGAUGAAGACACCAGAGAUUGAAGUUGUUUGCUGCGAUGCCAAUGUGCUGCUGCACCAGAGACCCUUUGACUUUGUGCACCUGGAUCCUUAUGGCUGCUCUGUACAGUACUUAGACGCUGCCUUCAGAAAUGUCCCAAAGGAUGGCAUUGUGGCCAUAACGUCCACAGACACCAGCGCUGUGUACGGGAAGUGCCCCAAUGUCACCCAGAGACACUACAAUGGCUACAUCACGCGGAGUGAGUUCAUGAGAGAGAUGGCAGUCCGAUUGAUACUAGCCUCUGUUGUCAGAGCUGCGGCCAGGUGUAACAAAGGUAUUGAUGUCCUCCUGUCCCUGGUGGCGGAACAUUUCCUCCUGGUGGUUGUACGCGUCCUGCGGGGUCCGUCCUACGCUGACGCGUGUCUGGAGCGCGUACAGGGGGUCAUCCACUGUCAGCUGUGUCAGGAGAGGGUCUUCCAGCCCAACGACAAGAUGUUAAAUAAGAACAAUUAUACCUUCCUGCCAUGCUCCUGCCAUGUUGGUGCACCUGGUAAGACUGCUGUUCUGCUGGGACCUGUGUGGAGUGGCCCUGUUUUCAACCUGGAGUUCCUGAAGAGAAUGUUCUCAACAUGUAGAGGCUUACUCGUGAGUCCCAUGACUAGAAAUCACCUGAAAACUAUGAUUCAAGAGGCAGAGUGCCCUGCUGGGAAAAGUGAAGGAAUGUUCGAGGAUGAUUCAGACAAUAACUGUCAACAAACCAACCAGAAUCCAUGUAAGAAAAUAAAGACAGAUGGAGGGGAUAAGGAGGAGUCUCAGCCACACCCAGCCUUCUACUACAACAUCCACAGACACUGUGCCAAGAGCAAAGACUCUCCAAAGAUGCAGAAAGUUCUCCAGUACAUGCGGAAAGAAGGCUACAGGGCCAGCCGGACACAUUUUGAUCCCAUCGCGAUCAGAACAGACGCCAACCUGCUCCAGCUCAAGGCUGUUCUGCAGAAGUACAGCAGCCAAACGGUGACCUGAGCACUGGUUACCACCGUGGUUACCACUGACAUU
Molecule: messenger RNA, 1496 nt
Organism: Branchiostoma belcheri (Belcher's lancelet)
Lineage: Eukaryota; Metazoa; Chordata; Leptocardii; Amphioxiformes; Branchiostomatidae
Product: TRMT1-like protein
Exons: 9
Coding region: 21-1463 (480 amino acids)
Biological process (GO): tRNA N2-guanine methylation
Cellular component (GO): nucleus
Molecular function (GO): RNA binding
Source: RefSeq, a predicted model, not a curated record